Messenger RNA from Salvelinus namaycush (lake trout), 1545 nucleotides. RefSeq names its product steroid 17-alpha-hydroxylase/17,20 lyase (gene cyp17a1). The transcript is spliced from 7 exons. NCBI's taxonomy places the organism in Eukaryota, Metazoa, Chordata, Actinopteri, Salmoniformes, Salmonidae. The record is from RefSeq and is a predicted model, not a curated record. Bases 1 to 1545 code for a protein of 514 amino acids. Gene Ontology annotation, biological process: hormone biosynthetic process; progesterone metabolic process. Gene Ontology annotation, molecular function: iron ion binding; steroid 17-alpha-monooxygenase activity; heme binding.
AUGGCGUGGUUUUUGUGCAUGUGUGUAUUCUCUGUGGUCGGGCUGGGUCUACUGCUCUUGCAGGCGAAACUUCGAAGGUCCCUGGAGACCAGAGGGGCCCCCCCGAGCCUGCCCGCGUUCCCACUCAUCGGGAGCCUGUUGAGCCUGCGAAGCAAUCAGGCACCGCAUGUCCUCUUCCAGAAGCUGCAGCAGAAGUAUGGACAGACCUAUUCUCUCAUGAUGGGCGCACACACAGUCAUCCUUGUCAACCACCACCAGCACGCCAAAGAGGUCCUCCUUAAAAAGGGGAAAAUCUUUGCAGGGAGACCCAGAACAGUAACCACAGACAUGUUGACGAGGGACGGUAAAGAUAUUGCCUUUGCAGACUACGGUGCCACUUGGAGAUUUCAUCGUAAAACAGUGCAUGGAGCCUUGUGUAUGUUUGGUGAGGGCUCUGCCUCCAUCGAGAAGAUUAUCUGUAGGGAAGCCCUCUCCCUGUGUGACACUCUGCGAGAGUCAGGGAGUGCAUCGUUGGACUUGUCCCCAGAGCUGACAAGAGCUGUCACCAACGUGGUCUGCUCUCUCUGCUUCAGCUCCUCCUAUUGCCGCGGCGACCCCGAGUUUGAGGCCAUGCUGCAGUUCAACCAGGGCAUUGUGGAUACGGUCGCUAAGGACAGUCUGGUGGACAUCUUCCCAUGGCUACAGGUCUUCCCCAACGCAGACCUGCGUAUCCUAAAGCAGUGUGUGUCAAUCAGAGACAAGCUGCUUCAGAAGAAAUACGAGGAACACAAGUCGGACUACAGCGAUCAUGAACAGAGAGACCUGCUGGACGCCCUGCUAAGGGCCAAACGCAGUGCUGAGAACAACAACACCGCCGAGAUCACCACGGAGACUGUGGGCCUUAGUGAAGACCACCUGCUCAUGACUGUGGGUGACAUAUUUGGAGCCGGAGUGGAAACCACGUCAACGGUCCUAAAAUGGGCAAUUGCCUACCUCAUCCACCAUCCACAGGUACAAAAGCGAAUUCAGGAGGAGCUGGACAGUGUGGUGGGGGUAGACAGAACCCCCCAGCUCAGUGACAGGGGGAGCCUGCCCUACCUGGAGGCCACCAUUAGAGAGGUGCUACGCAUCCGGCCUGUUGCCCCUCUACUCAUCCCCCAUGUAGCCCAAACAGACACCAGUAUUGGCAAGUUCACUGUUAGGAAAGGUGCUCGCAUCAUCAUCAACUUGUGGUCCCUGCAUCACGAUGAGAAAGAGUGGAAGAACCCAGAGAUGUUUGAUCCUGGUCGCUUCCUGAACGAGGAGGGGACAGGUCUGUGCAUCCCCUCACCCAGCUACUUGCCGUUUGGGGCAGGGGUGAGAGUGUGUCUGGGGGAGGCGCUGGCUAAGAUGGAGAUCUUCCUAUUCCUCUCCUGGAUCCUUCAGCGUUUAACUAUGUCCGUGUCCCCGGGCCAGCCACUGCCCAGCCUGGAAGGAAAGUUUGGGGUAGUCCUCCAGCCGGUCAAAUACAAGGUCAAUGCCACACCAAGAGCAGGCUGGGAGAAGAGCCUUCUCCAGACAUCUUAG